Dermacentor andersoni is the source of this 3821-nucleotide messenger RNA. The record is from RefSeq and is a predicted model, not a curated record. Lineage: Eukaryota; Metazoa; Arthropoda; Arachnida; Ixodida; Ixodidae.
UCUGCGGGUUCUGCGAUUUACCUCAGCGUAUAUGUAUAUAAGGGCGGACGUCAAAGUGGACGUCAAAGCGUGGACGUCAAAGAAUUCGGGGUGGUCAAAACAAUGCGGAGUGCACCACUACGGCUUUCCAGUUAGUCAAGUCAUAGUUUUGGCAUGCAAAAACCUAGUAACUGAUUUUUAAGUCUCUAUUUCAUUCGCGCUUACAGAGGACACGUAAGUACUGCCGCUGACGAGACUGUGUAGCCCGCUUGGAGCGAGCGUAUGUAGCAAGGGUGCACAGCGCCCGAUUCCGCUCAGUAGAGUUAAAAAUGUGAAAUUUAGCGCGUAUCACACUGUCUUUUGCAAUAGCACUUUCUUGUCGUUGAGCACGAUCAGUCGCAAAGUUAUUGCUAAUUGUUGAACGUUUCGUUAUUAUUUGAAAGAGGGCCGCGGCCUGCUUGUUCUCUUCUUGAACGAGCUCUUUUUUUUUUCUGUUUUUGAAAAAUAAGAACUGUAGUUCCACCAGUUGCCUUCACUCAAGAAGUUCACGUAUAGAUGACGCCUACGGCAGAAAGGAUGUUCCACAUCCGCCGCCAAGGUUUGUGAGUGGUGGCCACACACGCACACUGCUCCAAACCACCGUCAGCUGCACUUCGCUCUUCGAAGAGGCAGGAAGUUUCGAGGGAUCUCCUGAACAAUACUUUGCAAUGGGGUGAACGCGGUGUUUAAAUCGUGCAUCCGAAAUCUCAGAGGUGUGACAUAAUGAGAACGCAUUUCUCUCGCAGUUACAAAUAAAUCGCCACUGACAUUUUUUUGUAUUACUCUGCUUGUUCACUUGUUCAGGGAUGAUGUGUUCUACAUCACGCUCCUCGUCACCUGCUGCCUUCUCUUUAUCGUGCUUCUGUUAAUGAGCAGCCUCUACGUGGUCACCAAUAUACUCGAUGACGACGACGACGACGGCGACGAUGUGGUCUACAGUACAAUAAAGUUUGCGACAGAUGGCCCAGUUGCUCCAAAGACCACCGCACUGAUCACUGCUAGGCAGAGCGGGGCUACAACUCCGACUCGUGCAAAUACGCCAUCGGCGGGUCGUACGAUACCAAAGUCUAUCAUUAGCGCGGUCGAUUCGUCGACAACGCCCAUUGUGACGAAAUCGGCCCCACAGGCAACGAAUGCCCAUGAGAAGACCCCUAUUUACAAUGGGAUGACCGCAGCACCAAAUCGGGCGACUACGACAACAAAAGCUACAGCGACGCUGCAGCCUCCGCCUCUGCCGCCAGGACAUCCACCCAAGAUGCCGAAAGCUCCGCCGCCACGACCGCCACCCCAAAUGACGAAAGCUUCGCCGCCACGACCGCCACCCAAGAUGACUAAGCCUCUGCCGCCAGGGUCUCCACCCAAGAUGACGAAAGCUCCGCCGCCACGACGGCCACCCAAGAUGACGAAAGUUCCGCCGCCCCGAUUGCCACCCAAGAUGACGAAACCUCUGCCGCCAGGGUCUCGACCCAAGCUGACGAAAGCUCCGUCGCCAGGACCGCCACCCAAGAUUACGAAAGCUCCGCCGCCAGGACCGCCACCCAAGAUGACGAAAGCUCCGCCGCCACGACGGCCACCGAAGAUGACGAAGCCUCUGCCGCCAGGAUAUCCACCCAAGGUGACGAAAGCUCCGCCGCCAGGACCGCCACCCAAGGUGACGAAGCCUCUGCCGCCGGGAUAUCCACCCAAGGUGACGAAAACUCCGCCGCACCAACCGCCACCCAAGGUGACGAAAGCUCCGCCGCCAGGACCGCCACCCAAGAUGACGAAAGCUCCGCCGCCAGGACCGCCGCCCAAGAUGACGAAGCCUCUGCCGCCGGGAUAUCCGCCCAAGGUGACGAAAGCUCCGCCGCCAGGACCGCCACCCAAGGUGACGAAGCCUCUGCCGCCGGGAUAUCCACCAAAGGUGACGAAGCCUCUGCCGCCUAGAUAUCCACCCAAGGUGACGAAAGCUCCGCCGCCAGGACCGCCACCCAAGGUGACGAAGCCUCUGCCGCCGGGAUAUCCACCCAAGGUGACGAAAGCUCCGCCGCCAGGACCGCCACCCAAUGCGACGAAAGCUCCGCCGCCAGGACCGCCACCCAAGAUGACGAAAGCUCCGCCGCCCCAACCGCCACCCAAGGUGACGAAAGCUCCGCCGCCAGGACCGCCACCCAAGCUGACGAAAGCUCCGCCGCCAGUAUCUCCACCCAAGAUGACCAAGCCUCUGCCACCACCACUGCCACCAAAGACGACGAAGCCUGUGCCGCCGCGACCGUCACCCAAGACGACGAAGCCUCUGCCACCACCUCCGCCACCCAAGACGACCAAGCAUCCGCCGCCACCACCGCCACCCAAGAUUACGAAGCCUGUGCCGCCAACUCCGCCACCCAAGACGACCAGGCCUCCGCCAGCGACAACGCCACCCAAGACGAUGACGCCUCUGAAGACGACAAGGCCACAGCCGAGGACGACAACGCCAUCGCCGGCGUCACCAACGCCGACGACGACGCCUGGCGCAAUGACCACGUCGGAGCGUCCGGGCAUACCUCGCUACACUACCGUGUGUACGGUGAGCUACCUGCACACCGGCCUGCCCUUGCCCCUGAGCGGCGAGUGCGACAUCAUCUACUACGACUCGCUGCUCCUGCGCCCGGAGGACACGUUCAUGGGCACGUUCACCAACGCCUACCUGAAGCCCAUCUUCGACGCCGCCAAGGAGAGCAACGUCAGCCACAAUACCGAAUUCGGGAUGUCCGUGCACGCACCGGCGAUCAACGACUUCUCCACCGAGGUCAAAUCGGACGCCGGUAUGCAGCACUACAGGGAACACUGGCAGCACAAGGUAUACAACUGGGGCGUCCUCAACAUCCACGAGAUCAUUCUGAAGAACACCCCUGACAUCCUCAAGACCUCGCUCAUCGUCCUCAAGGAGCUGAAGGACAUUGCUACGGCGGCGGGCAAGAACGCCUCCAUGGUUGUGGGCCUUUUCUGCAAGGCCACCGGAGGAUGCGAUAAGGUGUCCGAGUACCUCAAGACGAUAUACCUCCCGGAUGCUAUUGUGGUCUUGGGGCACAUUUCUUUCCGCGACAACAACAUCACGGACUGCACAAUCUUGCCCCUUAGCUGCUUUAAGGACCCGUUUGUGCGAUACAAGAACCUGUCCUACAUGCACUCCAUGACCGACGCCGUGAACACGGUUAAGCACCUACAAGUGACGAAGGGCCUCGACACCAUGUACGCCCUGUCGACGACGAUGGCGGGGCGUUGGUACAAGCCAAGGAAGCCGGAUAACAAGGUUAAAUUUCCGGGAAAGUACCGCGUCGGGUUCAAGUGCAAAGUGGGGGACUACCCCCAGAAAGCGCACGUACAAGACGUCUGCGGCAACAAAAGCUUCGAAUAUACCGAGCACUUUCAGUACACGGCAUUUCACGUCACCGGAUUUACCUUUGACAAGAAGGAGGGCUUUACAAUAACCUUCGAGACGGAAGAAUCACUGGAAAAAAAGUUCUGUCUCACCUUGGACAACAACACGCAGCUGCUCAUCGGAAUCGCCGUCUACGACGUCAAUUACGAUGCCGCACCCAAGGACUGCGAGCAGUUCAAGGGAGCCGCCUGGUCUCGGCUCAUGUGGGUCGAGAGGAUGCGCAAACUGCUCAGAGUUGCCGCCACGUACGACUCGGGGCAGUUUGUCGCUCGCUGCCUGUACGAUAUAAAAUCCAAGACGAAGAUAGCUGCCUACCGGGCGCUUCCCACCCGUGCCAUGUCGCCAGGGCUCCGUCGAACUUUUUCCAAACCGAUUAUUUCGUGACAUAAUAACUGCGUUC